This is a messenger RNA of Pomacea canaliculata, 5662 nucleotides long. Its product is annotated as canalicular multispecific organic anion transporter 2-like. The record is from RefSeq and is a predicted model, not a curated record. Gene Ontology annotation, biological process: transmembrane transport. Gene Ontology annotation, cellular component: membrane. The coding region runs from base 472 to 5052 and encodes 1526 amino acids. Lineage: Eukaryota; Metazoa; Mollusca; Gastropoda; Architaenioglossa; Ampullariidae. Gene Ontology annotation, molecular function: ABC-type transporter activity; ATP hydrolysis activity; ATP binding. The transcript has 31 exons.
CCUUGGAGCAGAAGUGCACUUGCUCUGGUAAGAAGCUAUGAGCAUCUUCAAAUGUUGUCUGUUAUUAGCAGCACACGACUGCCAACUGGCAAACUCUGGUGAAAACUGCAGGACAUGAGCUGAGAUAGUAUUAUAGGAUGGAUUCCUUCUGCGGUGGUGAAUUCUGGAACGACAGCUUGGUCUUUGAUAACACCUGGCCACAUCUGACGCCAUGCUUCAUAAGCACAGUGGUCACGUGUGCUCCCUGUCUCUUGUUUUGGUUGGGCCUCCCUGGUCACGUGUACUUCAUAGAGGCCAGUCACAGAGCCAAAUGUCACCAGUCCUUUUCGGCGUCGCCUCUGAACACUGGGAAAGUUGUCUGUGGCUGCAUGACAGUGAUGAGCGCUACUUCGAGUUGUGGUCCUUGCGUCCAGUGAAGACAGUUCACCUGCCGACUUCACGGGGUCGGGGAUUCUGCUGAUCACGACAGUGAUGGCAACACUGAUGACACAAUACGAGCGAUCACGUGGAGUUAUUACAUCGUCCAUACUCUUUUUAUUCUGGCUUUCAAAAUCGACUUGUGAUGUUAUUCCUCUCUACACAAAAAUUAUGUUGGAGGAAUACAAGACUGACAUGAGUAGUUUUAGUGCUCACAUCAUUAAUCACGUGAUGACCAUUGCCUUGACCCUGCUGUACGCCUUUGCUGACCCGGUGGCUGUGGCAGCGUACAUCAAGGAACAUCCGAGCACUAGAGAGCUCAGUCCAGAAACAACAUCAUCGUUCUUCAAUCGAAUGAUAUUCUUCUGGUUUACCAGAAUGAUUAUCAUUGGUUACAAACGAGGUAUUGAGAUGACGGAUGUCUGGGAUCUGAACCCCCGGGAUACAAGCAGAGUUUUGAUGGCGCGGUUCAACCAGCUUUGGCAACAGGAAGUGCGCCGCUUCCAUCGUUUCUCGCUAAACUUUGUACCAGUUAAAUAUAUAAGUGAUAAGAAAAAACGCCUAAGCAAAACAACAUCGUCGACUAAAGAGACUUUGAAAGCUGAUAACUGCGAAAGUCUUCCUUUGCUGGGGAAUAAAAUUUCUGAAACGAUGCAGAACAACGGGUCUCUCACUUCAGUUACCUCGGCAACUGAGAGCUGUUUGACAGACAGCAAACCUGCUCCGAACCAAAGCCCGGUGCAAGGAACUCAGUACCAGACACUGGUUCAGAAUCCAGCUUUUCCCAGUGGAAAACUCGAUCGUGGGCUUGAAGAAUCCGUCAAAGACAAAGUCAGUUUUCGUCAGAAUGAGUCCCAGCAAACCAAAGACCAUACAACCAGCGAUGCCCCUUCUUUAACCAAAGUGCUUGUGAAGCAGUUUGCUGGACAGAUGACCGUCCUACUGAUCCAGAGACUGUUGUCAGAUGCUUUUUUCAUUGUGACCACACUUGUCUUUGGGGAGCUGAUCACUCACCUGAACAGCAGACGACCGGGACAGGAAUGGCAGGGUUAUGUCCUGGCACUGACCUUGUUUGUCUGCGGACUCCUGCGAGCCGUUUUCUACGCCUGCUCCAACUACAGGGCCUACUACACGGGUCUUCAAAUCAAGUCUGUGGUUAUUGGGGCUGUAUACUGCAAGGCUCUCAGAAUAAACAAUGCCACCAGAAAGACAGCUACCAUUGGCGAGGUUGUCAACCUCAUGGCUGUGGACGCCCAAAGGCUGCAAGAAUUCAUCAGCAGAUUGUUCUUCGGCAUGACUAUACCCUUCCUCCUGGUGGCUGUGGUUGCCUUGAUGUACAUCAGGGUGGGAGUCUCUGCAUUUGCUGGGAUUGUCCUGCUGUUGCUGCUAGUCCCAUUAAACGGCCUGGUGGGUGUCCUUCAGAAGAGGUUUCAAAUUCGGAACCUAACUAACAAAGACAAGAGAGUGAAGCUUAUCAACGAGAUUCUCAACGGAAUAAAGGUGGUGAAACUGUACGCCUGGGAACCCUCUCUGGAGCGACGGGUGAAUGAUGUGAGAGAUCAGGAGAUCUCCAGUCUGCUGAAAGUAGCUUUGCUCCACAUGGUUCUUGGACUAUGCUGGAGUAUUGUCCCUUUCCUCGUGACCCUGGCGACCUACGGAACGUUUGUACUAGUCGAGAACGACAACUUUCUGACUACGAGCGAUGCUUUCGUCAUCAUGUCGCUUUUCCAAAUCUUGGCACCGCCCCUCGACUACCUGUCCCUCCUCAUCUCCUUCACGGUGCAGGCGAAGGUGUCCGUGGGCAGAAUUAACAAAUUUCUUUGCAGUGAAGAAAGGGACAACACGAUGGUGACUCAGGAAUCUCACUCGAAUAACGCCGUCUGCAUUGAAGAUGCCUCGUUAACAUGGGACGACAUCGCAAAACCGACUCUGGAAAACAUCAACCUGAAGAUUCCAGAAGGUCGUCUGGUGGCUGUGGUGGGUCAGGCUGGUGCCGGCAAGUCGUCUCUUAUCAACGCCAUCCUUGGAGAAAUGACGAAAACACGAGGACACAUCGCUGUCAAAGGUGCCAUAGCCUAUGUGCCACAGCAAGCGUGGAUCCAGAACGCAACAGUCCGUGACAACGUGCUUUUUGGCAAAGCGUAUCAAGCGGAGAGAUACAAGACAGUGAUAAGGGCCUGCCAGCUGGAGCGUGACCUGUCCAUCCUUCCAGCAGGCGACCUGACAGAGAUAGGCGAGAAGGGUACCAAUCUAAGCGGUGGCCAAAAGCAGCGCGUGAGCCUGGCACGUGCCGUCUACAGCGACAGGGACGUCUACCUGCUGGACGAUCCCCUCUCCGCCGUCGACAGUCACGUGGGCAAAGCCCUUUUCCGUGAUGUUAUCGGCCCACAGGGUCUUCUAAAAGGAAAGACGCGCGUGCUGGUGACGCAUGGUGUGCACUGGCUGCCGCUGGUGGAGGAGGUGGUGGUUUUGAGGGGAGGGCGCAUUGUAGAAACCGGCAGCUACUCAGAGCUGAUGCUCUACAACGGGCAUCUGGCCCAGUUCCUGCGCUCCUGUCUGCUCGACUUUAACCAACCUCUUCAGGUGUACAGGGCGGACCAUCAGGAAGAAGUCGAAAAUGAAAGUAGCACGGACGAAGAAGUGAUGACGAUGGAAAAGAAGAUCUUUGAAGACGUUACCUCCGAUGCGUAUUCGUCUGGAAAUGAAACUUACGAGCAUUUCCGAAAAAGAAAGAGGAAAGAUAAGCUAGAGAGACGACGGUUGUCUCAAGCCCCGAUGUUGUCAUCGGUGAAAGAAAGCAGUCAAGUUGGGGAGGAUGAUGUUGACGAGGAAGCUGGAAAAUUAGUGAUGACGGAGAAACUCUUGAAAGGGCGUGUAUCCACGAGUGUGUACCUCGCCCAUCCUAAAGCAGGAGGUCUGUUAACUGUUCUUCUGGGAAUUGCAAGUUUCUUUGCUUUCCAAGCAACAAGUGUGGUGGCCAAUUUCUGGCUCCGAGACUGGACCGAAGAUCCUCUACUUAACAACCAAUCGUCUUGGGGAUCAGAAGAGUUUGUGCAAAGAAACUAUUUCUAUUUGCUCUGCUACGGGAUGUUUGGAAUAGCGCAAGUGUUCUUCCUGAUCGUCUUCAACUACCUCCACUGGACGAGAGCGGUUCGGGCCAGCAAACGUCUCCAUGAACGACUGAUUAACAGGCUCUUGCAAGCGCCAAUGGCAUUCUUCGACACAACUCCUCUUGGGCGCAUCAUGAACAGAGUGUCGUCCGACAUGGAGAUUGUGGACAAUAUUGUGCCUGUCGUCAUCCGGGAUAACUUAUUUACCUUUGGUGUUCUCGUUGCCACUCUGGUAGUCAUCAGCAUUAUCUCACCCUUCAUCAUUAUUUUCCUUGUGCUGUUGGCAAUCUUCAUCUACUUUGCCUUUUUCAAAGCCUAUAUUCCAACAUCUCGGCAAUGUCGGCGGAUGGAAUCAGUCACCCGUUCUCCUAUCUUCGCUCACCUCAGUGAAACCAUGAGUGGGGUGGCCACGAUACGAGCUUACAAGGCUACAGAUCGCUUCAUAAGCAUUUCCGAAUCACGGGUGGACACCAACCAGACUUACUUCUACGGUUACAUCGCCGGUCUCAGGUGGUGUCAGAUGCUGAUGGACACUCUUACUUUCAUUAUGGUGUUCCUUGCCGCAGUGCUGGAAGUGGUCGCCUCAGACAGUUCAGGUGGAAGUGUUGGGUUGUCUGUGUCCUAUGCUUUACAGCUCAGUUACCGCAUGACCAGUCUUGCCAGACUCGCCACUGACUUUGAGACCAACGUUGUCGCCGUGGAAAGAGUGAAAGAGUACUCUGAGGUCGAGACCGAGGCACCGUGGUUUGUGGAUACUUACCGCCCAGACCUCAACUGGCCAUCUCGAGGAGAAGUCGAGUUGAAGGACCUCACCGUGCGCUACCGCCCCAAACUUCCUCUUGUACUAAAGGGACUGAACUGCGUACUCAGGGGAGGUGAAAAGAUUGGUGUGGUAGGGCGAACGGGAGCUGGAAAGUCGUCACUGUCGCUGGCGUUGUUCCGGUUGGUUGAGCCGGCAGGGGGGACAAUUGUGAUUGAUGGGGUCAAUAUUGCUCUUGUGGGACUGCACCAGCUGAGGACGAGAAUCACCAUACUGCCACAGGACCCUGUACUGUUCUCUGGCACGCUGAGGUUCAACCUUGACCCCACGGGAGGUCGAAGUGACGAGGCAUUGUGGAAGGCUCUGAAACAGGCUCACCUACAACACCUGGUGCAAAGUCUUCCAGGUGGCUUGGACUUUAACUGCGGAGACGAGGGGGCCAACCUCAGCGUGGGUCAGCGCCAGCUGGUGUGUCUGGCUAGAACACUGCUAAAGAAAACCCACCUUCUGGUGCUGGAUGAGGCCACGGCUGCCGUUGACAUGGAGACGGACGCCCUCAUCCAGAAGACCGUGCGGGAGGCUUUUAGUGACUGCACCGUCAUCACCAUAGCUCACCGCCUGCACACUGUCAUGGACUAUGACAGGAUCAUGGUUCUCGACUCUGGGAGAAUUGUGGAAUUUGAUACACCACAACGUCUGAUGAAUAGUCCUCAUUCUGCUUUUGCGAACAUGAUAAAGGAUGCUGAAAUGACUGGAAAAUUAUAAAAACGUUUCUUUCUAUCGUGCCCGUUGAUCCAGUGCCCACUUGUUGCCUUGCCUGCGUCUCCUUUGGCUGCUUCAUUUCGCCUUUAAUUCUUGGUCACGUUUGAAUAAUCAGCAUAAAUACACUAUUUAGUUUGUAUUUAAUAGCCAUUAAAGAAGCAUAACAUAUAAGAAAUAUAAGUAAUAAAAAAGUUACCAUCGUUCAUUCAUUGAUUUUAUUCUCUCACUGCCUGUGCCUCCUUAAAUCGUAAAUAUUGCACUUACUUUGUUGUGUCUGCUUCAUAUUUCAUCAGUUUUUUUCUGUUGUUGUUGGAUUUUUUUCUUGUACAUUGAUAUCGGAAGAUGAUCAGAAGAAUCAUAGGGCAAGUAUGUUCGAGAUUCAUCUGGCACGUGCACAACGAUCCUAAUAUUAAGGAACUCGCAGAUUUCAAAUAAUUAUCACGAAAGGAAACUCAUCCGCGCCACAAAGUUGUUUUAUGAAUUUUUCCUUGCUAGUAAUGCAUGAAAUGGAAAAACUGAAGUAUAAAUGUUAAAUAAUCAGGGAGAGGUCAACAUAAUUUUAUUGUUACUGUUAUAUUCAUACAAUUUUACAUGAAUAAAUACAUUCUAAGAA